Paecilomyces variotii is the source of this 948-nucleotide messenger RNA. RefSeq lists its product as hypothetical. The transcript has 3 exons. The record is from RefSeq and is a predicted model, not a curated record. Bases 79 to 948 code for a protein of 289 amino acids. NCBI's taxonomy places the organism in Eukaryota, Fungi, Ascomycota, Eurotiomycetes, Eurotiales, Thermoascaceae.
CAGAACCCGACACUCUUCUUAUUCUGCAAAGACAGGUAUACAGCGAUAUAAAAACAUACAUUCUGCUCCAGUGCCAAGAUGGCACGCUUCAAUCGACCUAGCUUUUUAAGUCUGUUGGGAUUGCUUCUUGGCCUGAUUGUUCAGUCCAAUGCUGCUCCCGCCCCAAUCGUGAACGGACUGGAAGCUCGUGGUGCUUUGGACGUGGACUCAGAGUCGCAUAGACACCACCCACGGCCUCCAACUGACCAUCAGCACAGUCAUCCUCCAUAUCCUCCAACCUUGAAGGUUCGGGAAGACGAUUCAGAAGGCUCAGGAUUAAACGAAGAUGGUCCAAAACCCAAACUUGAUGUCCCGAUGGCAGAUGAGCACCACCAUCGCCAUCACCAUCACCCUCACCCUCCUUCUUUAGCUGCUCGUUCAGAAGACGAGGAAGUCUCUACGAAUUACCCACCGCCACCUCCUCACUGGCCGCCUCCUUCACCACCUCAGUGGCCUCCUCAUGGUCCUCCACCACAUCAGUGGCCUCCUCAUGGCCAUCCACCACCCUCCUCUCGUUCAUUAGAGACUAGGGACGACGAUGAGGAGGUCUCUACGAAUUACCCACCACCCCCUCCUUACUGGCCUCCUUACAAUCCUCACUGGCCUCCUUACGGUCCUCCACCACCUCAAUGGCCUCCUCAUGGCUAUCCACCACUUUCCUCUCGUUCCUUAGAUACCAGGGACGACGACGAGGAAGUAUCUACGAAUUACCCACAAACCGACUCUCAUCUCAAAUGGCCGCCUUCCCCUCCACCGGGAAUUGGCUACCCGCCGGAAACGAAGUCAGCUUUGAGCGAGGACGGAGCUUCUUCUGACACUCAAGAAAUUAACGCACGCGUGGCUGUCCCCCUUCGGCCUGAUGCGCUGACGACGAGCAACAAGGGCUUGCGUUAUGGGCCAGAACUGUGA